GCCGUCUCGCUAGCCUCCCCAGCUGCGUCCCGCCGCUGUCCCCGUCUGGCCGCCCGCCCGCCCGGUGUCUGCUCCGCGCUCUGCCCCGCUCCCACCCCCGGACCCCGAAGCCUCUGCCUCCACGUUCACCCACCCCCGGCUCCCGGACCCCCACCAACGUCUCUCCUCCGUUCCACCCCGGUGAAUGCACCACCAGACGCCGUGAAACAUGACUGGCAUCGCCGCCGCUUCUUUCUUCUCCAAUUCCUGCAGGUUCGGGGGCUGCGGUCUCCAGUUCGAGACGCUCGCCGAGCUCAUCGUCCACAUCGAGGACAACCACAUCGACACAGAUCCGCGGGUCCUGGAGAAGCAGGAGCAACAGCAGCCCACUUACCUGGCCCUAAGCUACAUCAACAGGUUUAUGACGGACGCGGCGCGCCGGGAGCAGGAAACCAUGAAGAAAAAGGCCACACCCAAGCUGUCCCUUUCCAUCACGGGCGGAAUGUCCAGGAACAGCACGGCCACGCCCCCCCGCCACACCAGCGGUAACCUGACGCCUCCCGUCACGCCCCCCAUCACCCCUUCCUCCUCAUUCCGCAGCAGCACGCCUACAGGCAGCGAGUAUGAUGAGGAGGAGGUAGACUACGAGGAGUCGGACAGCGAUGAGUCAUGGACCACAGAAAGUGCCAUCAGCUCUGAGUCCAUCCUGAGCUCCAUGUGCAUGAACGGGGGCGAGGAGAAGCCGUUCGCCUGCCCCGUCCCCGGGUGUAAGAAGAGAUAUAAGAAUGUCAACGGCAUCAAAUACCACGCCAAGAACGGUCACCGCACGCAGAUCCGUGUGAGGAAACCCUUCAAGUGUCGCUGCGGCAAGAGCUACAAGACCUCGCAGGGCCUGAGACACCAUACCAUCAACUUCCACCCGCCCGUCUCCACCGAGAUCCUUCGCAAGAUCCAAGGCUAGAGCCCGAGGUCGCACCAGCCAACACCCCAAACAUAGGCCUGUCCUGACUUUUCCUCACCCAUCCUACACACUAAAGGAUCAAGUGCAUGCUUUAAGUUUUCAUUUUUGUCACCUUUGUUUUUAUUCCACUCGCAUUACAUUCUCUCUUUUAUUUUUUUUUAUUUUUUAUUUUUGUACUAUCCAUGGUAUAUCACUUGUAUUUUUGCAGAAAAACAAACGUAUCUUUGUAGUAUUUUUAUCUAUGUACAUUUGCACAUUCGUAUAUGCUAUUAUUUUAUUUUCACUCUUUCGUUUAACUUGCAUAAGGUGCUAACUGUAAAAAACAACAGAAAGAAAAGACAAAAAACAAAUGAAAGGAGGAGAGGAGAGGAGAAACUAAGAUG
Nematolebias whitei (Rio pearlfish) is the source of this 1323-nucleotide messenger RNA. RefSeq names its product juxtaposed with another zinc finger protein 1. The record is from RefSeq and is a predicted model, not a curated record. Gene Ontology annotation, cellular component: nucleus. The transcript is spliced from 5 exons. Bases 209 to 940 code for a protein of 243 amino acids. Lineage: Eukaryota; Metazoa; Chordata; Actinopteri; Cyprinodontiformes; Rivulidae.